AUGUGGGAUCGAAAGGGAUACCGUGCAGAUAUCUGGAGCAACUUCGAUCAGGUUGCGCAUUAUAUUUCUGGGCAACUAAAGGUGAUGUUCAAGCACUGUAGGGAGAUUUUGAAUCAUCCGGACUCUAUCAUUCCUUCUACAUCUGGGAAACAAGGAACAAUUGCUCUUCGGCGGCAUCUUACACGAGCAACCUGUAAGAGAAGGGAAAACGAUCAAGCAAAUACCGCUCCAGAACUUUUUAAUGAGGCUCGUGGGGAACACCAAAUAGUCGCCUCAAUCACAAACCUACGACUUCCUUUUGCGACUAUCGAGCAUCCUGAAUUCCUAAUUCUUAUACAGAUAGCUCAACAAGCACCUUCAACCCUAAUUCUUCUAUCUCGAAGAACCAUGCAACGCCGAAUUCUGUCAAAAGCUCAAGACCUGCAGAAAGAGAUACUUCAGAAGCUUCCACCAAAGGCUUUUAUGGCAGUCUCUGGAUAUUUUAUUAACACUGAGUGGGAGUAUCGAGAGUUACUCGAGAAGGGCGGGAUUAAAGAGCGAGUAUUAGCGGGUACGACCGAUAAUGCGUCGAAUAACUCGACUCUUAUCUCAACCCUCAAGGAUUCUAUCCUUUCUCCUGGUCUAGGCUCUAAUAUUAUUAUUAUCCGAAUUCCACACCUCGCUCCUCUCCUUGAUCAGAUGAAGGCAAAUACCAUAAAUGAGAAUAUCGACUUCGUUUUAUCUGAAAAACGCGCAAGAAUAGCUGGCCAAACAAUGAGUGAAUAUAGUAUGACAAAUACGCUAAAAAAUAUCCAAAACCUCGCUAUCUUCAUUAAUGCAAGUCCUAUACGUCGCGAUUGCUUCCAAAACCUUCAGAAAAAAGCGCCUCGCUUAGUAUCAAUCCAAGACGUUAGGACACACUGGGAUUCAGCAAUCUUAAUGCUCCGCCGAGCUAGGAAACUACAUAUUUUCUUUGAAAAAAAGAGGAUUAGGAGGGAAAAACAGAUCCCUGAGGCUCUAAGAUCAGCUGAAAGCAAGCUGAAGGAUAUAAGCUUGAGUUUUGUUCAAGGCCCUGAUUGGCAAGAUGAAGAAAAGGACCAUGCCGCUCAAUGGAAGAAAGGUCUUGAGGAUCAGAUGAAGGAGUAUCAGGAGAAGCUCUACGAAUCUAUUUCACAAACCGAAGGUCUACAACACGCAAAGCCUGUGACGCAUGGGCACAUGGAUGCUGGCUGA
This is a messenger RNA of Penicillium nucicola, 1212 nucleotides long. RefSeq names its product zinc finger BED domain-containing protein. The transcript has 7 exons. Lineage: Eukaryota; Fungi; Ascomycota; Eurotiomycetes; Eurotiales; Aspergillaceae. The record is from RefSeq and is a predicted model, not a curated record. Bases 1 to 1212 code for a protein of 403 amino acids.